Porites evermanni is the source of this 10487-nucleotide messenger RNA. Lineage: Eukaryota; Metazoa; Cnidaria; Anthozoa; Scleractinia; Poritidae. The record is from the annotation of a GenBank genome assembly.
UGAAGGGGUCACUAGGACAGCUGGGAAGGGGUGGUAGCUAGUGUGAAACAUAUCUUUCCUUCGCCACCCCGGGCGAAAGAUUUCUCUUCACUCUGUCGCUUUAUUUUGCCUAAAAUCGUCACGAAUUGGCAAUAUUAUGUGUGAACCAUUGUAUAUUGCUAACAUCGCUUAGAAUUCUGCCCUGACUACGGUGUAUUUAGCGACAAAUUUGCUUAAAUUUGCUCUGUUCAGGAGGGAACGCUAUCAAACAACAUGGCUGACAACCAAGAAACCACCGAGGUAUUGUACGGCAAAUUGAUGCAUUAAUUACUAAUACUUGUUUUCUUUGGUCAGGUAUCCGGCAGUACUUAGUUGUAUAUCUUUAUAUAUUGAUCACGACAUAGUGUGUUUCCAAGAUUGAACGUGGAUUUUCGAUUUUCGAAUCGUGUUCUCGGCUACAAAGUGAAACAACGGUGUCGGAUGUCGACUGUCUCCUUAUUAAUAUAAUGGCGCGAUCAUGAAGCUUCCGGUUGAUAAAAAUUCUGGGCCCUAUUUCCUACAAAAUUAAACAGCUGUGUCCUUUAAAAUUAGACGCACAGUUGUUCCUUGUACAGAGUUUUCUUCCGAGCAAGUAAUUCAAAUUCAUGUACUCGGUGCGCUUAAGUUGUGUUCCAUAUGUUUCAGCUGUUUUUAAUAUUAUCGCCCGAGGGGAGUUGUGAAGGGUGUUUUACCUUUUCAGAGAUGAGGUUGAACUUAAACAUUGAUGCCUUUAAAAGAAUAACGUCUUUAAUUUCUCACAGUAAUGUUUUUUUUUUUUUAAAUAACAAGCGAGAAGACAGUUAUAAUCUUCAAUGCUGAAGAGAUUUAUUGUUUUUGUUGAAGCUAUAAAAACAUAGAAAUUAUGAUGAUCAUGAGACCGGGAUGGAAGGGUUCAAGGAUGUGGAUUAAAAGGCAAGCUUUUUUUUCCACACAAGGGAAAUUCUUUAAAUCAACCAGGGUAACAUGAGAAUUGUCACAGUCGGCACUGAAUUCUGAUCUGUGGAAUUUUUCGAAAGAAUUUGUCAAAACAAGGUAAUGUGGUCUGUUUCCCUGAUACGUAUCUGUCAUCAGCUCUUCCAAUAGCAUCUCUCUGAUAGAGUAUCAUUUGUCAUCAAUCUUAAAGAAGUGGGCUAUUGUUUUGACCUAUUUUGAACUUAGUUUUACUCUGCAAUAUGUAAAAAUAGUUUUUUUUUUAUAACUGUUGUAAAUAUUUCUUCCCAGGCUAAUCAGACAAACAUAUCUCCUAGUGAGGACAAAUCAGCAUCUCAAAAUACUCCUACAUCUGGUAAUUUUAUUAUUUAUUUUUUUCAGAGUUAAUAUUUCAUUUUCGAGACAUUUAAUUGCUACAGAGAAUUAGUUCAUUUUAUGUACUUUUGAUCAUAUUUACAUGGAAAAUAUGCAUUAUAAUCAUAAUAAUAAUUGUUGUUAUUAUUAUUAUUUUCCUUUUAGAAAAUUGAUUUUGUGCUCAAAAUUCAAAGUUUUUAUGCAUGGUAUUUAAUAGUAUCAUGUUCACUUGUUCAGGUUUUUCAUGAAGCUAAAAUCUGAUCACCAGUUUUAUAGUUUAGCAGGCCUAAAGGUCUAUAACUUUUAGGAUGCGAACAGUGUGCACAAAAUGUUUGAAAAUCUCGAACUCCAGGUGUCUUUAGGAGAAACAGCUCUCAAAUUAUGCUUCCUAGAGCAAUUGCCUGUUGCAAAUUUCCCCCUACUUCUCCCACUUCCCACCCUUUCCUAUCACACCUGCUGUACCCCUCUUGCCCCCUAAUAUCACAGGCUCCCAUCCCCCCCCCCUCCCCAAUCCCUUCCCACUAGUUACAUGUAGAAGAUAACUGGCGUGAGCUCUUGCGUAUGGUGCUGUGUCAGUAGGGGAGUGAAAAAUACACCCUUUAUGUGGGCAAUUUGCUCUUUCCAGUGUGCAAAGAAAGUCAUGCCUGAUAGCCCAGAGCUAGUGGAUUUCUCGAUCCGGCUUGUACAUGUAAAAUUAUGGGGGGAAUUCAAAUAUUGCAUAAGUACUGUAAAGGCCAAUUUAGACAGUAGGAUUUGUACUUACGACUAUCGUGCACGACUCGACUAGCAUAUGUCAUGACUUUUGACCAUCCACGCACACACAGUUUUCACUUACGACAUCCAAACGUGUCGUAGGGAUGUCAUGGGUCUAAUUUACACGACACAAUCUGAUGUGAAGUCAUGACAUAUGCUAGUCGCACACGAUACUUCUAAGUAAAUAUCGUACCAUCUAAAUCAGUGUUAAGAAAAUACAAAAUUCCUAAUAAAUUUACGUGAACUGAAAGUCAUUUUUAAAGCUGUUUUUUUGACAAAGUAAAAACUGCAAUAAAAAGACCGUGUUGGGCUAGACGUGGUGUGAUUUGCACAAUCUUCACAGCAGUUAAAAAUUAAUACCUUAGUAGUGAGUCUCCUGAGACUCCUAAAGCUUUGUUUAAAUUAUACUCAAAUGUAGCUUUCUGCAAUGAAUUAAUAGAGCAAGUUAUUAAUUAGCUAAUGGUGUAUUUAAUUGAUAACUAUUUGAUAACUAUUACAUUAACUAUCAAUCCUGCUGGUCAAAAUGACUUUUAGGCUUCUACUAGACUGUUCACAGUCCCCUAUUUUUUGUGAGAUCGUCAAGAUAUCGGCACAUCUUACCAUUAAUAAAUGUUCAGAUCACCAUUGAUAAAUGUUCAGAUCAGUCAAUCGAUCUUUGCGUGCUACGGGCCGCAUUCCUUGAAUUAUUUUGCGUCUUUGGGGAUUUUUAUGUGUCAUGGACGCAGGACGCAGAGGUAACAGAAUCACUGCGUGCUAGCUACAGCUUAAAGGGCAAGUUGUAAAAUUGACUUUUUUGGCACCUGUCUGUUUUAAGGUUACUGCUUGAAACAGCAGCUUGUGGAUUCAGGACUCAAAAUAACAGCCAGUCAACAGACCAUGUCCUGCCAAAAUGUCCAUUUUCCGGACAAAUUUUCAGUUUUGCAGUCAUUUUGACUGGUCAAGUACAUGGCUUUCAAAUAAAUAACUAGAUUUAUUAGUUGAGCUUGCUUUACAUGUAUCAAGGAGACUCUAAAAAUCCAUGCGUUUCUUUCCUUCCUUUUCUCAGGGUUUUCAACAGUUUUUGAAAUAGGAGUUGCGUUUAUUUGAGUAGGAGUUGCAAGGCCCGGAGGGCCUUGCUCUCUAGGGGGGUCUGGGGGCAUGCCCCCCCCAGGAAAUUUUGAAUUUCUAGACUCUUGGAGGCGCAUUUUCCCGCAUUUUGAGACGCAGAACUAGCAAAUUUUAGAUAUCGAAAAUACUGAUAAAUUUUGAUGAAUAUUAGGGUACGCUUUAACCACAUUAUUACCUGCAGCAUCCUUUUUCUUUUUCUUGUUUGUCACUGUCAGCGACCACAUCUCCCGUAAACCACGCUGUCGCUUUUUGGCCAUUUUGCCGUGUUCUUGGAGACGAAAUGUGGCGUUUUAUAUAGACUCGCUUCAGAAACCGCUAACUACAAUGUUCCCUGUAACUGAGACCCAGUCUUCGACUCGUCCUCAACGUUUACUCAACGUAUUACGCAGAGAACGUAUUUUAAAAGCAGACUCAAGAUGUUUUGUCGAAAUUCUCCAGAAAAAUUUCAAGUUUGCUUGCUCGCAACAGCUUUGUGAACACUUACCACUUUUUAUCAAAAGUUUUAUUUGUCAUAUAAUUUACCUAAGGGAAAGUAGGCGUCGCAAAUCAAAAAGUUGCCGUCGGAUGCGACGGCCGACGGCUGAUUUUGAAAACACUGUUUCUAUUUUUUUCAUGUGUGUACACUAAAAUGGGUCAUGGUCCCAGGUGUCCCUAGCGGAAACUGUGGAAACUGGGGAUAGAUAUCAUGACAUGACAUACAAAAUUAUAUUCAAGAGAUGUCAAGCUUUUCCAGAACUGGUUGGUCUAUGAAUUCUAUCGCUUGAAAGCAGGGCUGUGCUCUAGCAGAGCCCUGUGGCCCCUGGCGCCUACUUUCUAAUAUUUUUCUCUUGGGCGACUAGAAAAUCUUACUUUCUUCAUACAGAUCUUAUGCUGGACACCCUUGAUUUUACAGGUUCAGAGCUCUAGGCUGCCUUCAAUUUUCCUUAGAGCCCAGCCCUGGACAGUGUUGUUUACUUUGGAACAAGUGAAUACUUAAGUGGUGAACCUUUAUGAGCAAAACUUCAACAAAACUUCGAUGGUGAUGCUAACUUGUCGAGUGUUGUAACCUUUCAUUGUAUGCAAAUGAGUCUUGUGAUGAGCAUGUGUUUUUUUUUCGACAAUGAUUGAAUUAAGGACUCGCCAUAUUCAUCACGUUUUUGCUCUUUGGCAAUGAUGUAAUUUCUUUGUAAUCAAGGCCCUUUAUUCUUGUGUAUUUGUACAUGCGUACUCCAAGAAAAAAGAAAGAAAAAUGUGUGAAGAAUACUUGACUGUUGAUAAAGUAGGGUCUGAAAAACUUUUGGCAAGGAAAUCCUGUUUCGUGUACAAUGUUUUUGUAGUCUGAAUUUAUCGCCCUCUAAUUUCUUAUCUAAUCUCCAUGCAACAUGCUCAACUUAACACUUUUUUAAGAGUCUUCUUGUUCGCAUUAAUACUGGAAAUUACAAAAACAGUUAAAUCAUAAAAAUAUUUCAACUGCUUGCAGUCACAAAUUCGGAGAAUGCAUGUACACAGUGAAAAUGGUAGAGGUGCAUGUAGCCUUAUCUCAACGUCUUCCGCCCCUGGCAAAAUAGGUCUCCCAAGACCUAAACAGGAAACGUAUUCGCAAAAAAUUGCGUUACUUCCGAUUGCUCCCAAAUUUGGCACAAAGGAAGUUAAUAGAUUUAGCCAAUCACCUGCCUAGUUCCAGCCCCUGUGGACUUUUGACCGUGACACACUGAGCUUUCGAAAAUUUUGAAUUUUAUGGCGAGUCGCGAGGAAUUUUUGUCAGCCGGUUUUGCGAAGAAUGCAAGCUUGUAUCGAGGAUUGUCAACCAAAUACAAGUCAAGCAAACUAUUCUGAAAGAUUUUGGAGGAUAACAAGCAAAAUAAACGCGAAAAUUGAAGUAAGGAAACACUUAGAAUCUGUGCAUGCAAAUCGCCGAUCGCCAAACUCUGUGCCACAUGUUCUUGAAACGGCGACGAUUUCCUUCCCGUUUUGCCUUCGCUUCGCUUUUCGCCGUCAAAUUCUUGCUUGUUUUGAUGAAUUCUAUCAGCAAAUUCAUGUCUGCUUGUCUCCAACUCGAUAUUUCUUUGGGAAUCGAGGAAACAAAGCGUCUAAGUGAAGUAAACAUGUGGUCACGAGGUGACGCCAAAGGAUUAUGCUAAUUAUGAUAAUCUAAUUAGCAUAAUCAUGAGAGAGCGCAGAAAAAUAUUUGUAGAAAAUUUCUAGUCGCUCCAUGUUUUAGAACGAUUUUAGUUUUUUUUUGCUUAGAUAUUGAUGAAAAAAAUUUCUUACUACCAUAUCACCCAAAAUAAAGAAGUUUCCUAGCUGAAUGACAUUCUUUAAAAUUUUUAAAAAUUUUUAUGCAAAAUAUGCUUUUUAAAUUUUAUGGUGGCGGAAUAUUAUGGGUUUCCUACGACCAAAAUAUUUUUUUUUCGAAAGGGUAUUCUUUUCCCUUUCCAAUGAGGUAUAGCUUGAUAUUGAACUGUAAAUAACACCGGAGAUAUGAUUUUUUUAAAGUUACAUGGCAAAAUACAUUAAAAUAAUAUAGGGAAGACGUAGAGAUAAUUAUUCUGCAGCUCUGUGUAUGUCACCUAGUAACAUUGUCAUUACGGUUUAAUGUACACUGUAGACUGGGAGCAGUCUCUUAUUUUCUUUUGCAAAGUUAACGCACGAGAAGUCCAAGCACGCAAGCGGCAAAGGCAAGAGCCUCGAUAAACGAGUGCGUAAGCCUGAGAAGAAAAAAUAAGACAGAGGGUACUCUGUCCUCUGUCUUUUCUCAUCUGGUCCUUAUCCCUUAUUGUAACAUAACCUCGUGGUUUGCAAUCGCACUGGCUGUGAUAAGAACAAGACAAGAGAAAAGGCAGACUGCAAGCAGUCUAGGUUUGAUGAGCAAUUUUUUUUCAACAAUAAUGUAUCAAGUUUUUAAUGUUGUUACAUUGCGAACCCUGAGUUGUUGAGGCAUACUUGUACGAGGUGAUAUUUUUGUCUUGCUAUUACUUUGAAACAUGAGCCAUAAUUUCAACAUUUUUUGACAGGUCAUAAACAAGCCAUGAGCAUGCUUACUUUAGUGGGCUAAGAUGACCUGCCACUGUACAAAAAUUAUUUGAGCCCUGGGAUUAGUGGCCAAUAUACUUAAUUGUUAAGUCAGUUGAUAAAACUGAAUAUUUCUUUCCCUUUUAGAUGAUGAGGAGGAUGUUCACUACUGUGGUAGAUGCAAGUUGUCAUUCACAGAUCUCUCUGAAUACAUCAAACAUAAAGCAAACAAAGUUUGCCGAGAUGCCAACAAGAGUACUCUUACAGAAGUUGUAAACAAGCUACCUAUCAGUCCUAACCCAUCCCCUGAGAAAUCCAAGCAAAAGAGCAGUAAUGCCACAGCAAGUCCAACCACUAAUGCUGGUGAAAAGUCACAGGAAAAUGAGGAAAAAAGUGACUCAUCAUCAGAGAAAAGAGUUGAAGUCCAGUUUCUUGAGCCACUUGUGGCUGGGGGAAGUGAUAGUGGACGAUCAGCCGGUGAUGAAGAUGAUAGCAAGCCCAGUAAGUGUUAUUUUACUAAACAAUGUGUACAUGUAACUCCAAAAUAUUAUUGUAAUACUGCAUUUCCUUAAAAUAAAUGCCUGGUUGCGUAUUUCAAAUAGGCUCUUUGCAUGACUUGAUCAAGUGACCAACUUUCCGUAAACACAAAAACAUUUCACUUUUUAAAAAUUUUGUUAGGACAAGCUGAAAGAGCAUGUUAAAAUUAGGUAACCUGAGAAUUUUCAGCCGUAUGCCUCAAAAGUAGCGAUUGCAACGGCCGCCAAAAAUUAGAGGCAUUUGUAUGAGAAACCAAGAGCACAUCAAUAGAACAAAAAUUAAAAGAGAAGAGAUGAUGCACAUAAAAGAACUCUGCAAGCACAUAAAUAAUUAUGAAGUGAAGAAACUACACAACAAAAGUAGAACCCCGGUAACUCGAACUCUAAAGGGAAACGGAAAACAGUUUGAGUUAGCUGGGAAUUCAAGUUAUCGGAAGGAAAUUUAGUUUGAGUUAGCGGUGAAUUUAAGUUAUCCGUAUUCGAGUUAUCAAGGUUCUACUGUAUUCUCCCUUACUCAUUCCACUGUAGUUGAAGCCUGACAAGUUAAAUUAAAGUGGCAAUAGAAGCUGGUUGUCCUUGCAUCCCUUCUAUUUAAGAAGGUGGUGGGAAGGGGAGCAGUUAUUGUUUCACCUCUGCAUCCUACGUUCCUGAUGCAUAAAAUUUCCCAAAAAUGCAAAUAAUUCAUGGCAUGCGUCUCGUAGGACAAAGAUUUAUUGAUCUAUCUGAACGUGAGUUUUUGUCGAGUAUCAUGUUUGUGUAAUUUCUGUGGCAGUUAUUAUGGCUGUUGUUUAAGGAUGCAUAUUUCUUUUAGCCUUUGUUGUGCUUUAAAAUACGUGUAGAUUGACUAUAUUUUAGUUUCAGUAUAUUGUGAUACAGCAUUUUGGAGUAACUGUCUGAUUACAUAAAGGUCCAGGCAUUUUCAAUUUAGCACUCGUUUUUUGAACCGGGACUCAUUGGUUCUGAACAGGGACUCAUGAUNAUUGACUAUAUUUUAGUUUCAGUAUAUUGUGAUACAGCAUUUUGGAGUAACUGUCUGAUUACAUAAAGGUCCAGGCAUUUUCAAUUUAGCACUCGUUUUUUGAACCGGGACUCAUUGGUUCUGAACAGGGACUCAUGAUGUUUGACUUACUUGAUAUUAUGGCCUUGCAAUUGGGGAUGGGUGCUUUUUUGGGAGAGUGUGGGCGCUUAUUCGAGGAAAUACGGUAUCCUUUGUGUCCGCACCUUGAUAAGUGACGUGCAAGAACUACCAAAGAAGUUUCAUUUGAAUGGUCACACCGUAGGAUUUUUUUGCCCACAGACUGAAAAGUUAGAGCCGCCUAACAAGACUUCAUCUUUCCAUCUGGGAGUAAAGGGUGAAAGUGCUGAGAUCAUGAGGAAGAGUAGCGGGUAUUUUUUGGAUAAGUCCAGUUUAUCCUUGUUUUUAAAAAGCACCUUUACUCUCACAGGUAAACCAACCAAACGGCACAAGAGGAAAAAUUCGCAUCCUAAAACGACAAGAAAACGCAAAUCUUCUUCAUCUACACCAGGAUCCAGCCACGAAAAAACAAAAGAACCACGGAACAAGAAAUCUUCCAAACCAAAGGAUGAUACCAUCACUGUACACAUUCCAGAAUCCCAGCUUGUCCAUCUUAAUUCAGGCUCAACUUCUUCUCCUUCUUCCUCUCCACCUGGGGUUGUUGUUCGCAAACAAGGUGCGACUAGUGUCUUUGUGCCAAUUUACCUCAAUUCUCCUUCCAAAGUGUACAAAUGUCAGCGCUGUCCCGCCGUAUUCAAGACUCUGGAUGAGAAAGAAGAACACAAUAAGAUGCACAAGAAGGAGUUUAAAUGCAAUUUGUGCUCCAAGAGUUUCUUCACUGCGGGUGGAUUUGAGCAGCAUCGGUUGAACGAAUCACACUCCCAUCCGUGUGAUCAUUGUGGAAAGGUUUUUACCAGCGUAGUUCAGUUAAAGAAGCACAAGACGUCGCACUCAACAAACAGGCCAUAUGGUUGUGACCAAUGUGAAAAAGCUUUCUGCUCCCCGGCAAAUCUUAGGUCUCACAAGAGAACAGUACAUGCUACAGAAAAGAAUCACAAGUGUCCUGAGUGUGGCAAAGCAUUUGCGCGCAAAGAUAAAAUGAAAAGGCAUUCGUUGAUUCACUAUCCUGAUACAAGACCCACUUUCACCUGUCCGUUUCGUAGCCACACGGGCUGCAUGAAGACAUUCUACCGUGAAGACAAGCUUAAGCGUCACCUGUUCACACACUCAAAGGACAAGCCUUUUAAGUGCGAACAGUGCAACAAGGGGUAUGCACGCCGGGAUAACUUAAACGAUCACAUGCGCAUCCACACUGGAAUCUACAGUCACGUUUGCCGGAUGUGCGAGAAGGGUUUCCUUGGUCCCCAUAAGCUGAAAAAACACAUGAGGUCUGCCCAUAAGCAUGUUGAUCCUGAUCAAGUGCAGACACGCCCGCCCCCUCCAACCAUGGUUCCUUUGGAUGAGAGCAGCCCAGCUCUCACUGCCGCUCGCAGAGAGAGGCCAGCACCCGCACAAGCCAAUGCCCCAGCUAAAGCCGGGCAAGCAGGAUCUUCGACCGACGAGGAAGCUGAAAGUGAGCUGUCAUCGCCGGAGCUGCCAUCAGAAGAUGAAAAUGAUGAAAGUUUUGAUGUUUCAGCGUCCGAUUCUGGAGAUGAGGGAACUUCUGAAGAAGUUAAAACAGGCACUUCAGUGUCCACCACUCCACACCCGGUCCCUCCCCAGGCCACUGCAACGCUUACUCACGCCCCAACCCCUACUCAUCAUGGCCCAAUGCCGCGUGUGCGCCCCGUCCCGAGAGUCAGUGCAGCCCCUCAGCCAUUCAUUCCUCCGCCUUUGCCACCAGGUCUGCAUGCCACUGCAGAACUGUUGGCAUUUUCUCAGGAGCUGUUUAACGUGGUUGGGAGAUUUCAAUCGUGACUUUUCGUGACUUUUAAAAGUGAAAACGUGGAAGAUUGUGCGCGGGUGAGACUGUUAUCAAGCAAAAUACAGCUUUGUAACAUUACUGUUCUAUUAAAAGUUGGAAGUGUUCUCUUUGAAAGUCAAAAAUAAAAAGCGGCUCCUUCGCGUGGCGCUUUUUAUGAGAGAGAUGUGCAUCACGCGGCGGUGAGUUGUGAGAGUAACCGUAUUCUCCGUCAGGGUUCGUACAGAUCAUGAAAUACCCGGAGAAUCAUGAAUAUUUAAUAAUUUCAUUUUGCAGGCAGUCAUGAAAACUAAAGUUUCGUUUGUUAGAAUAACUACUGCUGGUGCUAAAGCAAGGAUAACGGCACGAUUUUUGGUGGAAGCCAGCGUUUGUGUCUAUUAAACGGAGUAAGUUAAAAAAAAUAACCUAAAGAAAGGAAAGUCAGUUUCAAAUUUUUCGAAAGUGACAGCCUGGAACUUGAAAAGGUCGUGGAAAAAAUCAUGGAAAGUCAUGGAAUUUAAAGAGCUGAAAAGAGUACGAACCCUGGCGGUUGAUUACAGCAUUUACUAACAGAACAUUUUUCAUAAUGAUUAGAAUUGUAAAAAUGUAGCGGUGAAUCAGUACAUUCUGUGUUGAUGGGUAUAGUUUAUUCUGAUGUUGUACUUUGUUAUUCUGUGGUUUUUAUAAAGGGGUAUUAGACUUUGAUUGGUACAAACUGGUGGUAGACAAAGAUAGUGCAGUAGUCAUUGUAUUAAUCUCAAAGUAAUUUUUAAUAGAGAGUCUUAUAUAACUAGGCCGAUUGUUUAUGGACCAUCCUUAUUUUAAGUUCUCAAAAAUAAUUUGAUGAGAAAUCCGGAAAUAAAAUACAGUAGAAGUUUGAAGG